This is a messenger RNA of Myotis myotis, 5224 nucleotides long. RefSeq names its product DENN domain containing 5A (gene DENND5A). Gene Ontology annotation, molecular function: small GTPase binding; guanyl-nucleotide exchange factor activity. The transcript has 24 exons. The record is from RefSeq and is a predicted model, not a curated record. The coding region runs from base 261 to 4391 and encodes 1376 amino acids. Lineage: Eukaryota; Metazoa; Chordata; Mammalia; Chiroptera; Vespertilionidae.
UCCGCGGCGUUCUCGGUCGGCGGCAGCGGCGGAGGCGCGGCGGGGAAGGCGCUCAGGAUGCGGCGCGGGGCGGCCCGGUGCCCCCCUGCCCCGUCACGGCAGCCGCAGCGGCCGCGGGGACCGGGCCAGGGCCGGGGGCGGCGGCCCGAGCCGCGGUAGCGGCGGCGGCGGCGGCGGGAGGGGCGGCCUGAGGCCGGGCAGGCACUCGGGUGCGGGGGCUUCGCGCUCCGCACGGCCUGGCCCGGCUCGGCCCCGGCGCCAUGAGCGGCGGCGGCGGCGGCGGCGGAGGGGGCUCGGCGCCCAGUCGCUUCGCCGACUACUUUGUCAUCUGCGGGCUGGACACCGAGACCGGGCUGGAGCCAGACGAGCUGUCGGCAUUAUGCCAGUACAUACAGGCUUCUAAAGCCAGGGACGGCGCCAGCCCUUUCAUUUCCAGUACAACUGAAGGCGAAAAUUUUGAGCAGACACCAUUAAGACGAACAUUCAAAUCUAAGGUCCUUGCACGAUAUCCUGAGAAUGUAGAAUGGAAUCCCUUUGACCAAGACGCAGUGGGAAUGCUAUGCAUGCCCAAAGGGCUAGCAUUCAAGACCCAGGCUGAUCCCAGAGAGCCACAGUUCCAUGCCUUUAUUAUCACAAGGGAGGAUGGCUCUCGGACAUUUGGGUUUGCCCUCACAUUUUAUGAGGAGGUGACUAGCAAGCAGAUCUGCAGUGCAAUGCAGACGCUCUACCACAUGCAUAAUGCUGAGUAUGAUGUCAUACAUGCUCAUCCUGCUGAUGGCCGAGACCACAGUGACAUGGAGGAUGGUGAAGGCACUCCUGGGACCAAGCUGCAGCGCUUCAACUCCUAUGACAUUAGCCGGGACACGUUGUAUGUCUCUAAGUGCAUCUGCCUCAUCACGCCCAUGUCCUUCAUGAAAGCAUGUCGGAGUGUUCUGGAACAACUUCACCAGGCAGUCACUUCACCUCAGCCCCCUCCACUGCCCCUUGAGAGCUACAUAUAUAACGUACUCUACGAGGUGCCACUCCCACCUCCCGGCCGGUCCUUGAAGUUUUCUGGGGUCUAUGGGCCAAUAAUCUGCCAGAGACCAAGUACCAAUGAGCUUCCCCUAUUCGACUUUCCUGUCAAAGAAGUCUUUGAACUGCUUGGGGUGGAGAAUGUGUUUCAGCUUUUUACUUGUGCUCUUCUGGAGUUUCAGAUUCUGCUCUACUCACAGCAUUACCAGAGACUGAUGACUGUGGCGGAGACAAUUACAGCUCUCAUGUUUCCUUUCCAGUGGCAGCAUGUCUAUGUCCCUAUUCUCCCGGCUUCUCUCCUACAUUUCUUAGAUGCUCCUGUUCCAUACCUGAUGGGCUUGCAUUCCAAUGGCCUGGAUGACCGGUCAAAGCUGGAGCUGCCUCAAGAGGCUAACCUCUGCUUUGUGGAUAUUGACAACCACUUCAUUGAGCUGCCAGAGGACUUGCCUCAGUUUCCCAACAAAUUGGAGUUUGUCCAGGAAGUCUCUGAGAUUCUCAUGGCAUUUGGCAUUCCCCCUGAAGGGAACCUUCAUUGCAGUGAGAGUGCCUCCAAGCUGAAGAGGCUCCGGGCCUCUGAGCUUGUCUCUGACAAGAGGAAUGGGAACAUUGCAGGCUCCCCUUUGCAUUCCUAUGAGCUACUCAAGGAGAAUGAAACUAUCGCCCGGCUGCAAGCCUUGGUCAAGAGGACUGGGGUGAGCCUGGAAAAGUUGGAAGUGCGUGAAGACCCCAGCAGCAAUAAGGAUCUGAAAGUUCAGUGUGAUGAAGAAGAACUCAGGAUUUACCAGUUAAACAUUCAGAUCCGGGAAGUUUUUGCAAAUCGUUUCACUCAGAUGUUUGCAGAUUAUGAGGUGUUUGUCAUUCAGCCCAGCCAGGAUAAGGAGUCCUGGUUUAAUAACAGGGAACAGAUGCAAAACUUUGAUAAAGCAUCUUUUCUAUCAGAUCAGCCUGAGCCCUACUUGCCCUUUCUCUCAAGAUUCCUGGAGACCCAGAUGUUUGCUUCUUUCAUUGACAAUAAAAUUAUGUUUCAUGAUGAUGAUGAUAAAGACCCUGUGCUCCGGGUGUUUGAUUCCCGAGUAGAUAAGAUCAGACUGUUGAAUGUUCGGACGCCUACUCUCCGCACAUCCAUGUACCAGAAGUGUACCACUGUGGAUGAAGCAGAGAAAGCAAUUGAGCUGCGUCUGGCAAAAAUAGACCAUACUGCGGUUCACCCCCAUUUACUUGAUAUGAAGAUUGGACAAGGGAAGUAUGAACCAGGUUUCUUCCCAAAGUUGCAGUCUGAUGUGCUUUCCAUUGGGCCUGCCAGCAACAAAUGGACAAAAAGGAAUGCCCCUGCCCAGUGGAGGCGGAAAGAUCGGCAGAAGCAGCACACAGAACACCUGCGUUUAGACAAUGACCAGAGAGAGGCCCUGUUUGCAGCCAACUCAGGAAUGAUGGCAGUCUUAGAAGAGAGCCUUUCACUGUCCUUUCAGGACUCCUCAUACAUCAUACUCCUGGGGGAGUGUGACAGAACCUCAGGAGAUGAGAGCCCGAGACUUGGGAGAAAUCCUUUUAAAAAGUACAUCCAAGAAGCCAGGAAUAUGGGCAGCACCAUCCGCCAGCCCAAACUGUCCAACCUCUCCCCGUCAGUGAUUGCCCAAACCAACUGGAAGUUUGUAGAGGGCCUACUGAAGGAAUGCCGCAACAAGACCAAGAGAAUGCUGGUGGAGAAGAUGGGCCGAGAGGCUGUGGAGCUAGGCCACGGAGAGGUCAACAUCACAGGGGUGGAAGAGAACACCUUGAUUGCCAGCCUUUGUGACCUCUUGGAAAGGAUCUGGAGCCAUGGACUUCAAGUAAAACAGGGGAAAUCAGCCUUGUGGUCUCACCUGUUACAUUAUCAGGAAAACCGACAGAGAAAGCUCACAUCCGGAAGCCUCAGUACCUCAGGAAUACUUGUUGAUUCAGAACGGAGGAAGUCCGAUGCCAGCUCAGUCAUGUCUCCCUUGAGAAUCUCCCUCAUUCAGGAUAUGAGGCAUAUCCAGAACAUCGGGGAAAUCAAGACUGACGUGGGAAAGGCCAGAGCAUGGGUGCGACUCUCCAUGGAAAAAAAGUUACUUUCCAGACACCUGAAGCAGCUUCUCUCAGACCAUGAGCUCACCAAAAAGCUGUACAAGCGCUAUGCCUUCCUGCGCUGUGAUGACGAGAAGGAGCAGUUCCUCUACCACCUCCUCUCUUUCAAUGCCGUCGAUUACUUUUGCUUCACCAAUGUCUUCACAACUAUCCUGAUCCCCUACCACAUCCUGAUUGUACCGAGCAAGAAGCUGGGGGGCUCCAUGUUCACUGCCAACCCAUGGAUUUGCAUCUCGGGAGAAUUGGGUGAGACACAGAUCCUGCAGAUUCCCAGGAACGUGUUGGAGAUGACCUUCGAGUGCCAGAACCUGGGGAAGCUCACUACUGUGCAGAUAGGCCAUGAUAACUCUGGGCUGUAUGCCAAAUGGCUGGUGGAGUAUGUGAUGGUCAGGAAUGAGAUCACAGGACAUACCUACAAGUUCCCCUGCGGCCGGUGGCUGGGGAAGGGCAUGGACGACGGAAGCCUGGAGCGGGUCCUAGUGGGAGAGCUGCUCACAUCCCAGCCCGAGGUGGACGAGAGGCCGUGUCGGACCCCGCCCCUGCAGCAGUCCCCCAGCGUCAUCCGCAGGCUUGUUACCAUCUCACCUAACAACAAGCCUAAGCUGAACACUGGGCAGAUCCAGGAGUCCAUUGGGGAGGCAGUCAAUGGCAUCGUGAAGCACUUCCAUAAGCCUGAGAAAGAGAGAGGCAGUCUGACGCUGUUGCUUUGUGGAGAGUGUGGCCUUGUCUCGGCUCUGGAACAGGCUUUCCAGCAUGGAUUUAAAUCGCCCCGUCUCUUCAAAAAUGUCUUCAUUUGGGAUUUCCUGGAAAAAGCACAAACCUAUUAUGAGACUUUGGAGCAGAAUGAAGUUGUUCCUGAGGAAAAUUGGCAUACAAGGGCCCGGAAUUUCUGCCGAUUUGUCACUGCAAUCAACAAUACUCCCCGGAACAUUGGCAAGGAUGGCAAGUUCCAGAUGCUGGUGUGCUUGGGAGCCAGGUACUGCAGCCUCAACCCCAGAGUACAUAGCAGCCAGCCUUGGAAGUGGUGCUGGAGUCCUAGUGUGGUGCAGGGGUGGGGAGUAGCUGAUGACCAGGCAUUCUUGGGCAGAGAUCACCUCCUACACCACUGGAUUGCCCUGUUGGCUGACUGCCCCAUCACCGCACACAUGUAUGAGGAUGUGGCGCUGAUCAAAGACCACACACUUGUCAAUUCCUUGAUCCGCGUGCUGCAGACAUUGCAGGAGUUCAAUAUCACGCUAGAGACGUCCCUGGUCAAGGGCAUCGACAUCUGACCUCUCAGCACCAGCUAGCAACAGGACUGAGAAAGACUCACCCUGCAGCUCUGACCCGUCUUCCCCAAGGACUUAAGCGAGUUGUGCAGGAGACGGAGAUGUACACUCACUGUAAAAAGAAAACUAGAGGAUUUUUGGAAUAAAUAAUCUAUUUUAGAGUUUAUUUGCUGAUUUGCUUUUUACACACUUUCAUGUGAAAGAGUGAUAGGGAGAGGGAGACGAGGUUGGUGCUGCUUAUUUUGAAGCUGGUGCCCUCCCUCGCUGUGGCCGCGUGCUGGGAGCCUGCGGCCUCCCUGGACUGAGGUUGGCACCGCGUGCAGGGCAGUUCCGCUUCCUUGCCCUGCUGCGUCAGUGAGGCCAUUCCACAUCGUUUUUAACUAAUGUUUUCUAUAUUAACAUUAUUAUGGAUAUUUGACUUUCCUGGGCCACACACAGGUGUGCUGAGUGGAAGCCCGAAGCUCCAAUCAAAGGGAUUUUUAGUAGUGCCUCUUCAAGCACUGACAAGUCAGUCCACAUCUUUUCUUUUCUUUUUUUGUCAGUAUUAUUUGGGAAGAAGACAUGCUAAGAUGUUUCAUUAUGUAGAAAAAUCACGUUUCCUCUUGGCACGCAGUUGCGCAGAAGAAAGCAAGCAUGUUUUAACAGGUUUUCCUUUCCCCCCCAUAUUAUUUAUUUAACCCUCCAUUGUGUGUUUUAAGUCUUUCUUUUUUUCUUUUUUUAAGGAAAGAAAAAGCUUGUCACAGUCUAACUGGCUAUAUUAUUGUUAAAUUUAUGUUGUUUUGCAACUUAGAAACCAGCUACAGUAUGGCCCACUUAAUAAAACACCUGAAACAAAA